AUUUCUGAACAGCAACAACUUAAAGAAUUUGUCCUCCGAUCAACUACCUGAAUAUUCAUAUUGGGUCAAUCAGUUAAGAUUUGAAAACCUAACCCUGGACUUCAACAAACUGGAGACUCUUCCUCCUGAUAUAUUCCAUCGUUUCAAUUUAUACGAUCUGUGGCUGGGAAACAACAACAUCAAAAAGUUACCUGAAAACUUGUUUGCGGGGCAGGAUAAGCUAAAAUAUCUGCGGUUGAGCGGCAAUCAGCUAGAAAAGCUAUCACGUGAAAUAUUUCUUGAAUUGUCUGCCUUGGAAGAAUUGGACUUGUCCUACAAUCAGUUGCAGUUUUUGCCUCGAGGGAUACUUAGCAACAACACCAACCUAACAGAACUCUUUCUCUCCAGUAACAAACUUCAGCGCUUGCCGAGGUUCAAAAAUCUCUCCAAGUUAGAAAUAUUAUACAUGUAUAACAACAGCCUCGUACACCUGUCACCUGAUCAGUUCCAAGGCCUGUCCAAACUGGAAGAACUGGCUGUUUAUGAAAACAAUAUCGAAUACCUGCCGCGUGAAGUUUUUAAAGGCAUGAAAAACAUGAUGUCUAUGAGCUUUUAUUUCAACAAUAUCCGUAACAUUACCGUAGAACAAUUCAAAGAUGUCGCCCCAAGUAUUCGAUUCCUGUACUUCCAUUACAACGAAAUGCGAGAACUACCAGAGGGUUUCUUUUCAAACACGAACAAUCUAAUAACUGCGACUGUGGACACCAACCUGAUGUGUUGCCAUGUGACGAAGCAGGACGCAGAUUGCGACUUUGCUUAUGUCGACAGCUUCGCCAGUUGUGAAACUUUAUUCAGAAAUCGAGCCCCUAGGGAGUGCCUCUGGGUGAUUGGAAUUAUGUCGUUGGUUGGUGCUGUGUUUGUCAUUGUGUGGCGGUUGGUGUUUAGGGAGAAGAAGAAGAAAAACAAGAUACAAUCCAUCAUGUUGAUACAUUUGGCUGGGGCUGAUGGACUUAUGGGUGUCUACCUCCUAACUAUAGGUGUGGUGGAUGCC
Pocillopora damicornis (cauliflower coral) is the source of this 1030-nucleotide messenger RNA. RefSeq lists its product as uncharacterized. Gene Ontology annotation, cellular component: plasma membrane. Gene Ontology annotation, molecular function: G protein-coupled peptide receptor activity; protein binding. NCBI's taxonomy places the organism in Eukaryota, Metazoa, Cnidaria, Anthozoa, Scleractinia, Pocilloporidae. Gene Ontology annotation, biological process: adenylate cyclase-activating G protein-coupled receptor signaling pathway; hormone-mediated signaling pathway; activation of adenylate cyclase activity. The record is from RefSeq and is a predicted model, not a curated record.